Messenger RNA from Paramuricea clavata, 560 nucleotides. The record is from the annotation of a GenBank genome assembly. Lineage: Eukaryota; Metazoa; Cnidaria; Anthozoa; Malacalcyonacea; Plexauridae.
AUGGCGAUCUUACUGAUUUGGACGACAAUGAAACAUUGUUUCAGCCAAGCAUAUCAAGAAGAGGCAGGGGAAGAAGCAGAGGAGCAGAACGCAGCAGGAGUUGAGGAAAAGCGCCAAGUCGAAGAGGAAUGUCUAGGGGUAGAGGCAGGGGUCGUAAUAAUUUGUCCCAGAAGUCGAUCAGGAGCAAAGAUUGGUCAAUCAUGAACAGCAGUUACAGGUAUGUAUAAAUAUGUAUUACACUGUUUCAUAUAAUAUAACCUUAUCAUGCUAGGUGCAUGUUUCUGUUUUAAAUUGUUGAUUAAUGGUUUAUAUGACUUCCAACAAGCAAAUGAUGUACCUUUUAGAAUUUGGUUGACAAUCUUGACGUUGAAGUUCUAAGGAGGCUAGCUGCCGAGUUACUGCGAAAACAACCAGCAGUUUUUGCUGAUUUGGUAAAUGGGGAGCUACCGGAUGAGCCGCAACCUGGUGUUGACUUGUUCACAGUGUACUUCAACAUUAGACAUUUUUCAAUUGAUUGUACUGAAUGGGAAUGUGUUGGAUAUUGCCAUGAGAUAUCAUGA